This is a messenger RNA of Hipposideros armiger (great roundleaf bat), 1888 nucleotides long. RefSeq names its product docking protein 2 (gene DOK2). Gene Ontology annotation, biological process: cell surface receptor protein tyrosine kinase signaling pathway; Ras protein signal transduction; positive regulation of MAPK cascade. The record is from RefSeq and is a predicted model, not a curated record. The transcript is spliced from 5 exons. Bases 123 to 1361 code for a protein of 412 amino acids. NCBI's taxonomy places the organism in Eukaryota, Metazoa, Chordata, Mammalia, Chiroptera, Hipposideridae. Gene Ontology annotation, cellular component: cytoplasm.
AACUCUAGGCAGAGAGGAAAUGAACUUGAGAGAAGGGGGAACACACACAGGGCAGACAGGAGAGAAAGAGGGCAGGAGUGGAAGGCGUGCACGGCAGCACAGGGCACCGCGAUGGUGGCAGGAUGGAAGAAGUGGCCGUGAAGCAGGGCUUCCUGUACCUUCAGCAGCAGCAGACUUUUGGAAAGAAAUGGCGCCGUUUCGGAGCUGUGCUGUAUGGACAGUCGGGCUAUGCCUUGGCUCGCCUGGAGCUCCAGGAAGGCUCAGAGAAGCUGCGCCGGGGAGAAGCUGCCCGGAGGGUGAUCCGCCUCGCUGACUGUCUGCGGGUGGCUGAGGCCGGCGGGGAGGCCAGCAGCCCCCGGGACACCAGCGCCUUCUUCUUGGAGACCAAGGAGCGCCAGUACCUGCUGGCAGCCCCCAUUGCUGAGUGUGGCGACUGGAUGCAGGCCAUCUGCCUCCUAGCCUUCCCUGAUCGGAGGAAGGUGCUAUCGGGGUCAGAGGGGAGGGGCAGCCAGCCCUGCAUGGAGGAAAAUGAACUGUACAGCAGCACAACCACAGUGGCCCCCUGCAAGGAGUUUGCUGUGACCGUGAGACCCACAGAAGCCAGUGAGAGGUGCCGGCUCAGGGGACCCUACACCCUCCGGACAGGAAAGAGUGCCCUAGAGCUGUGGGGUGGCCCUGAGCCACGUGCCCAGCUGUACUACUGGCCCUACAGGUUCCUGCGACGCUUUGGGCGCGACAAGGUAACCUUUUCCUUUGAGGCAGGCCGGCGCUGCAUCUCAGGAGAGGGCAACUUUGAAUUUGAAACCCGGCAAGGCAAUGAAAUCUUUUUGGCCCUGGAAGAGGCCAUCUCUGCCCAGAAGAACUCGGCCCCUCCUGGGCCCCAAACCCAGCCAGUGACAGUCCCCACAGUGCUGCCCCGGCCAGAGAGCCCCUACUCCCGGCCCCAUGACUCACUGCCACCACCUUCGCCCACUGCCCCGGUGCCCACUCCCCGGGCAAGGGGCCCCGAGGGGGAAUACGCGGUGCCUUUCGAUGCGGUGGCCCGGAACCUGGGGAAGAGCUUGAGGGCCAUCCUGGCAGUUCCUCCUCAACCCUCAGGCGACCCUCUGUAUGACAGCAUUGAGGAGCACCCACCCUCCAGGCCCUACCACAUAUAUGAUGAGCCUGAGGGAGUGGCCGUCCUGUCCCUGUAUGACAGCCCCCAAGAGCCCCAGAGUGAGGCCUGGAGGAGGCAGGCCACAGAUGACCGGGACCCCAGUGGCCUCCAGCACAUCUAUGCAAUGGGGCAGGACUUCUCUGCCUCUGGCUGGCCACAGGGAACCGAGUAUGACAAUGUUGUACUUAAGAAAGGCCCAAAGUGAUGGGGGGCAGAGGUGAUGUGGACCGCCAUCGAAUGCCAGCGCUGAGGUGGGCCUGUGCACAGCUGGAAGGGUUGGAGGCCGGUGAGAAGGAACGGGAGGGGGAAGGCAGGCCUCCCUUCUAGUUUCUGCUGGUGAUGCCUCCUGCUCACUGCACCCCAGGAACGUUGCUCUGCUCCUUCUGGAACCUUAGGCUUGGCCUGCCUCAGUCUGGCUGGAGGAAUUGUCCCACCAGGGGCAUGCUGCGUGAGUCAUCACCCGAAAGCAGGAAGAGUGGCCCCCCGAAGAGGCCCCCCUCCUCCUACUCCUUUCCCACUUCCUCUUCUUUCUUUCCCCGCCCCCUGAAGGGAACCUCAGGCAUUUAGGGCAGAGGACAAAAGGAUGUCAGCAAAUCAUCCCGGCUUCCUUGGCUUGUGCAGGCCUCCUGCCUACUGAUGUCCCCUUGCGGGGACAGUCCUAGCUCCAGGCACUCAGCAAGGUGGCUACAGCUUUGUGCAGGUUUUGGACUUCUCUGUGGCAUUAAACAUUUC